Carlito syrichta (Philippine tarsier) is the source of this 2668-nucleotide messenger RNA. RefSeq names its product muscleblind like splicing regulator 3 (gene MBNL3). Bases 80 to 1144 code for a protein of 354 amino acids. The transcript has 8 exons. Lineage: Eukaryota; Metazoa; Chordata; Mammalia; Primates; Tarsiidae. The record is from RefSeq and is a predicted model, not a curated record. Gene Ontology annotation, molecular function: metal ion binding.
AAUUCAUUUUUAAUCCUUUAACAAUCUGCAGUAAUAUUGUCCUAAAGAGAGUGAGCUUGAUUAUAAUUUUACUUUCAAUAUGACGGCUGUCAAUGUUGCCCUGAUUCGUGAUACCAAGUGGCUGACUUUAGAAGUCUGUAGAGAAUUUCAGAGAGGAACUUGCUCUCGAGCUGAUGCAGAUUGCAAGUUUGCCCAUCCACCAAGAUUUUGCCAUGUGGAAAAUGGUCGUGUGGUGGCCUGUUUUGAUUCUCUAAAGGGUCGGUGUACUCGAGAGAACUGCAAGUACUUUCACCCUCCUCCACAUUUAAAAACUCAGCUGGAGAUUAAUGGACGUAACAAUCUGAUUCAACAGAAGACUGCCGCAGCCAUGUUCGCCCAGCAAAUGCAGCUUAUGCUCCAAAAUGCUCAAAUGUCAUCACUUACUUCUUUUCCUGUGACUCCAUCUCUUGUAACAAAUCCUGCCAUGGCUUUCAAUCCCUACUUACCUCAUCCUGGGAUGGGCCUGGUUCCUGCCGAACUUGUACCAAAUACACCUGUUCUGAUUCCUGGAAACCCACCUCUUGCAUUGCCAGGAGCUGCUGGUCCAAAGCCGAUGCGUUCAGAUAAACUGGAGGUUUGCCGAGAAUUUCAGCGUGGAAAUUGUACCCGUGGGGAGAAUGAUUGCCGCUAUGCUCACCCUACAGAUGUUUCCAUGAUUGAAGUGAGUGAUAAUACUGUGACGAUCUGCAUGGAUUACAUCAGAGGUCGAUGCUCCCGGGAAAAAUGCAAGUACUUUCAUCCUCCUGCACACUUGCAAGCCAAACUCAAGGCAGCUCAUCACCAGAUGAACCAUUCAGCUGCCACCGCCAUGGCCCUUCAGCCUGGUGCACUGCAACUGAUACCAAAAAGAUCGGCACUCGAAAAGACCAAUGGCGCCACCCCGGUCUUCAAUCCCAGUGUUUUUCACUGCCAACCACCUCUGGCUAACCUGCCACUUGCGCAGCCGACAUUUAUCCCUGCAGGGCCAAUACUGUGCAUGGCACCCGCUUCAAAUUUUGUACCCAUGAUGCACGGUGCUACACCUACCACUGUGUCUGCAGCAACAACACCUGCCACCAGCGUUCCCUUCGCUGCAACAGCUACAGGCAAUCAGUCGAAAUUCUGAACGGCAGAGUUAUGGAGAAUCGGAAUCUCGCUGUAAGAACCUCCAUAUGGCCUGUCUAUAUAUAUUCUCAUAUGUCCUCUUCUACCAACACAACAAUAAGCAUGGUGCCAUCAACAUAUUAAACAAAGCAAAAAUACCAGCCAACAAACAUACCAACCAUCAAAUAAAAAAUAAAGCAUUAAGAAUCAAUGCAAAUGUUGAAAAAAUUAAUAGAAAAGUAACAACUACCAUUCAUCUUAUUUGAAUUAUUAAGUAGAACAUGAUCAUAAGAUUUUGUAACUUGUUACAUUACUCUUUGUGAUUUCCUAAUAACCAUGCUAAGUGAACUUCAUAGUGAACUGUUGGCUUAUUAUAUACGCUUGGUGGAUAAAUGUUCUGUUUUUGAAGUGUUACCUUACUAUUUUGUUUACAAGGUAGUCUAUUGGGUUGAUUUAGAAUGUAACAAAUAUAUCCAGUACUAUUCUUCCCUGUUAUUAUAUUGUAUUGUGUUGUGUUGUGUUAGGUUUUUACAUAUUGUAGUGUUUUACUAUAUAUAUGUGAUGUUUGAUUUCAAUUAAAAUGUUUUCAGUAGGGAACAGAAGAAUAUGUGCUUGAAAACAUGACAGGUUCAUGUUUUCAAUAUGCUGUCUUUCUUUAGAAUAUUUCUGUAGGUCUCUUGGCACAGACAUUUAAAAGGCCUCACUUUUGAAUGUGCACAAAACCUGUUCAUUAACAUGCAUGUGUAUAAUUUGUACCUGCAGAUCUGACAUUGCCUAAUACAAUCAAAUUAAUAGAUUUUUUUGAGACAGAAAUAAUCGUCUGCACAAAGUAGGGAACUUCUUAAAACAUUAACCCCUAAUUCACUCUUGUUAAAUAGCUUGGAAAAUAAGAAUUUACCUUUAAUUGAACUUCUCAGCAUUUAUACUAAAAAUUAUGUAAAGCACUCAUUACAUGUUUUUGUGGCUCAAGGAUCCUGUCUCCUAGAUUGAGUGUCUAAAACUGAGCCAUCUGUCAUCUUCAGCUGAGAAAAUGGUACUUGGGGGUGUAAAGGUAUGCUAAUUACAAGUUAUAAAUCAAAAGAGUGAUGGGGGUGUGGAGAUAGUUUUUAUAUACUGGAGGAAAGUGUGUAAAACCAUGGCUAUGUCACCUUUUACACAAGUGCCAUUUUCCAAAUGCAAAUGGCUCGUGCUAUUUAGACUAGUUUUUGAAUAAUAAGUAUGAUGCAAUCUAGCAAAAGGCAGUCAGGGUGAAAGAGAAUUGGUUCCAAAUGGGGGCUUUCCUCCCUAAAUGGACAAUCUUCUCUGCUGAUCACAGAGGAAGCCUGAGUACAGGUUUGGAGAAAUGGCAGGGACAGGGGGCAGGGAAGCACUUCAAAUUAUUCUUUGAUUUAUUCAAAAGAACUAGAGAAGAUGUCCACAGUUAUCUUUAGCUUUGGUUCAACUGUUUCCGGUUUUAUCAAACACUUCAGUGAAGGAGCAAGCACCUGUGAUGGAUGGCAAGUGUUUCCUUGCCCAAACUUGAACAUCAGAGUCUCUUGCAUUAUAA